GAUACCCGGAAGUUCUUUGACAUAUCAUGUGAUUCGCUAAUGUUGCUCCAGCCUUUAGAUAAGAAACGCUAGUUCCAAAUAGCUAAACAUUUACUGAACGCUUUUAGGCAGACAUACUAAUUUUAACCACGCAAGAUGCAGAACGUCAUUAACACAGUAAAAGGCACGGCUCUUGGAGUGGCCGAGUUUCUCACGCCAGUGCUCAAGGAAUCGAAAUUCAAAGAAACUGGAGUCAUCACACCGGAAGAGUUUGUUGCCGCUGGAGAUCACCUGGUCCACCAUUGUCCAACAUGGAAAUGGGCCAGCGGUGAAGAAGUUAAAGUAAAGCCGUAUUUGCCCCCUGAUAAACAGUUUCUUCUCACGCGCAAUGUUCCCUGUUACAAGCGCUGUAAACAGAUGGAAUACUCUGACGAGUUGGAGGCCAUUAUCGAGGAAGAUGACGGCGACGGAGGCUGGGUGGACACUUAUCACAACGCAGGCAUGCUAGGCGUCACUGAUGCUGUACAGGAAAUUUCACUGGACAAUAAUAAGGACAAGAAUAUGAAUACCACGUCUGCGGCAUGUUGUGAUGAUGAUGAAGACGACGAAGACGGAGAGGCAGCGGAUAUGGAAGAAUACGAAGAAAGUGGCUUACUGGAAACUGAUGAGGCAACCUUAGACACUAGUAAAAUGGUGGAAGCCAAAGUGAAAGUGGAGGCUGGGAAUGAAGAUGCUAUCCUUCAGACAAGAACAUACGACCUUUACAUUACAUAUGAUAAAUAUUACCAGACGCCUCGACUCUGGCUCUUUGGAUAUGGUGAGGACCGGCAGCCUCUAUCCGUGGAGCAAAUGUAUGAAGACAUCAGUCAGGACCACGUGAAGAAGACGGUCACCAUCGAGAACCAUCCACACCUCCCCCCGCCAGCCAUGUGCUCCGUCCACCCCUGCAGACAUGCUGAAGUGAUGAAAAAGAUCAUUGAGACGGUGGCUGAAGGAGGUGGUGAGCUCGGAGUACAUAUGUAUCUUCUCAUUUUCCUCAAAUUUGUCCAGGCUGUCAUUCCCACAAUAGAGUACGACUACACAAGACACUUCACCAUGUAGCAUCAUGGACUAUGGUUACUACGGUUACUGUGAUUACACGCGAUCUGGUUGAUCUGGUCACCCGCAAAUGGUUGUGUUUUUCUGGAACACCUUGCACUGGUGCAGGAUGCCGAGAAUCAUGAUAUGACUCGCCGAAAUACUUUUUUUUUUUUUAAGGCUGUAGGAUGUCAGACUCUUAAAGGAGGGCUUUUUCCAGUGGGGACACACACAUAAAUAUAUAAUCGGGUCCAUUCAGCGCUUAAAUGUGAUGUAUUUUGCACAUAUGUAAAUCACUAUCAAACAUUCUAAGAACAAUUUUAGCAGUUAGACUCCACCCUGCGCUCAGCUAAGCUAGGCUAACGCGCCAUCCAUCCAUCUAUUGUCUGUACUGUUCGCGCUCAUUAGGGUUGUGGAUGAGCUGGAGCGUAUCCCAGCUGAGUCAGGGUGAAAGAUGUAUUCAUACCCUGGGCUGGUCUUUUAAUCAAUCGUUGACACUCACAUUCACACCUAUGGGUCAUUUAGAGUGGCUAGUAGCUCAGGUUUAAUGUGGUCCACAUGCUACGCUGCUUUCAGCUUACAUUAGAUUAGGCUCUCACCGUCACCGUUCAGGUUUUUAAUUUGACUUAACCAAAAAAAGUAGCAAUCAGGACUAAAAAAAACACAGCAAAAGUAAGAUAUAGCAUAACAAAACUAUACUGUAGUUUCAGGUCAUGGAUUUGGACGGCUUCAAAGCUUUCACUUGUACAGUAUCUCUGCUAUGUUGCACGAGGGCUGAGUUUCCAUGCUAGUGCAAAUUUCAAGAGCUGGCUUAGCAGUGUUGUAAAGCAACUGUCAUUUUCCUAAUAAGCUAAAUAUGUGUAUGGUCGUUCAGACAGCUUGUGUGGUUAACAUGGCAGCAGAAAUGAUCUUUGUGGUCGGUUUGUGUCAAAUAAUGAACAAUGUAUACAUAUUUGUAUUUUAUGUGCUACCUGUGAAGUCGCUUGAUCACUUUUUAAUUGACGUAUCAAUAAAGUUGCCCAUAAUAAUA
Molecule: messenger RNA, 2086 nt
Organism: Doryrhamphus excisus (bluestripe pipefish)
Lineage: Eukaryota; Metazoa; Chordata; Actinopteri; Syngnathiformes; Syngnathidae
Gene: atg3
Product: autophagy related 3
Biological process (GO): autophagosome assembly; nucleophagy; glycophagy
Cellular component (GO): cytosol; phagophore assembly site
Molecular function (GO): Atg8-family ligase activity
Source: RefSeq, a predicted model, not a curated record